CUAGGAGGUACAGAGGGAGUUUUUGCUGCUGAAGGAAAAGCAGAGUUACUAUGAAGCAGAAAAUGGGACCGGCUGCCACCUCGCUCGCUCUGCUGUGUUUAUGUUCUCUGGGAGUGUGUGUUCCUAUGGGGACAGGCAGCGCUGCACCAGCACAGGUCAGGACUUCAUAUGCUGCGUAUGAACCAGAGGUGAAGAGGACAAGAGGCGAUGUUCCCGAUAUUCUACCGGAACCUGAAGCAGAGCCAACCAGCCCAGUAUCGGACUUUGAGAACUCAUACAACUAUGUCUUAUCCAGACUGGCCAGUAUGGACCUAGCCAUCCACAAGCUGAAUGUCGGUCACUACACUCUGGAUGUUAAAGUCAGCCAGUUGAUGGAUCGUCUCUCCAGGAUGGAUGCUAAAGUCGGUGAGCUGGAGGACAGCAUCCGGGAGGUCUACCAACACAGCAAGGACAACCGCAAGGAGAUCGGAAGACUCGAAGGUUGCGAGAAGGGACAACGGAUUGGAUACAAGUGUUACCUGGUGUACAACAGCCUGGAAGAUUAUGCCGGAGCAUCCAGGAAGUGCAUAGAACGUGGAGGACGCAUGGCAAUGCCCCGUGAUCGAAAGGAGCAAGAGGCCCUGGCUGACUACGUAAAGAACUUCUUCCACCCUGGAAACUGGCCGGUCUGGCUGGGAGUCAACGACCUCCGCUCCGAGGGCUUGUAUCUCUUUGACGAUGGAACUCGGGUCACGUACUUCCAGUGGCGUAAGCACUUCCUGUCCAGCCAGCCAGAUGGAGGGAGGCGAGAGAACUGCGUGGCGAUGUCGUCAGAUGAUGGCGACUGGUGGGACCACUACUGCGAUCGAACCAUGAACUAUAUGUGCGAAUUUGAUGACAGGGUGGCUCUUUAAAAGGAACCUUUUCCAAACAGCCUCUCUUUAUGACAUUAAACGCCAGCAGAAAACAAAGCCCAUUUCAAUUUUCUAAUAAUUUAUUUUCACUUAAAACUUUGUAGCUUUGUUUAAGUAGAUUCUUGCUGAAUGGAAAUACUUUAUAGUAUUUAAAGUGUUUUACAGCGAUGUCUCAGAAAUCCUUUAUUUCUAUACAAGAUGUGUACUGAUUGAAUAAGGCUUUAUCAGACUUAUGAAUAUUACAUUAUUCAUGCAGCAGCAGUAAUAUGAGUUAAAGCCAGUCUGGACUCUGCUGUGAUUUCAUUCAUGGAAUUCUAAAUAUUUGUCAAGUUUCCAAAAAAAGAGAAAAAUGGAACGCUGGAGUUAUUUUUUUCUUUCAGGAUCAGCACAUACUGAACUUGAAGGGAUGAAUCAGUGUGUACUCUGGCUAAAGUGGAAUUAAGCAGCAUUUCUAUGUUUCAUGCUGAAGAUGUUUUAACAAAGUCUAGUGCUGGGUGUGACUUCUGUUAUUGCAGUCCCACCCCGAACCCUCUUUUACUUCCUUCAAAUGACACAUCACUGUGUGCAAAUGUAUCCUGAACCAGAGUCCGUGCAUAAAGAGAAAAGAGAAAACUAGUGUAGAUAAAAGCCUGGAUGUUUUUUUAAAAUCUUUACUAAAGGUUGAUUAUAGUUUGUUCAACAUGUUCAACAGGUAAAAGGGAGAUUUGCUUCACUCGUAAGGCGUGGUACUUUUCUUUUUUUUUUAAAUAGUACUACUAAAUCAGUGGACUAAAAUGAGUUUUAAUUUUCAUACCAAGACACAACCUUUGCAAUAUCACAACUGUUUAGAAAUAUAGAGGUAAAUUCCUUUUUUAUGCUACAAAAUAAGUUAUAGCUCUUGUUAAAUUUUGCCUAAAUUCUCACAUAUGUGGAGAAACUUUGUAUAUAAAUGUCACAUUUUUAAAAUAUAAAGCAAGGGUACAUACUUAACCAUAAAUUAAUAUGUCAGUAUAUUUUUUCAUCAUAUUUUUAGUGCUCAGCCUUAUCUGGGUAGUGAUUUUAUCAUCAAACUAUUCAUGGAUCAUAGAUAAUAUGUUAUAAAAAUGUUUUUGCAGUAGUGUCAUAUCACUUUCUGAUUUGUGGGUAAUGAUGUAAUUCAAACUGUGUUACCUUUCACUGUCAC
Pelmatolapia mariae (spotted tilapia) is the source of this 2055-nucleotide messenger RNA. RefSeq names its product C-type lectin domain containing 11A (gene clec11a). Bases 51 to 893 code for a protein of 280 amino acids. NCBI's taxonomy places the organism in Eukaryota, Metazoa, Chordata, Actinopteri, Cichliformes, Cichlidae. The transcript has 5 exons. The record is from RefSeq and is a predicted model, not a curated record.